AGCUGGGCUAACUAGUUAGUUAGCUAAAUUGAGUAUGGUUUAUUUAGAACUGACUAGCUAGUUAGUAGCCUAUGUCGUAGAGUUUACUUGAGAGAUAAGCAUACAAUAAUAAUGCAUCAAGUCAGACUUCAGAUUAAAGGUUCAGACGAAGCUCGCUAUUCGUAUUCAAUUGAUGUGCAGAUCAGUGCUGUUCUUCAAUAUUGGUCCAAACCAAAGAAUUAUCCUCUGUUCAUCCGAAGUGUACCCGUACAGAAUGAACUGAAGUUCCACUACACGGUGCAUACCUCUCUGGAUGUGGUGGAAGAGAAGAUUUCAGCAGUCGGCAAAGCAAUGGCAGACCAGAGAGAGCUUUACCUUGGGUUGCUGUACCCAACGGAGGACUACAAAGUAUAUGGCUAUGUGACAAACUCUAAGGUGAAGUUUGUCAUUGUCGUGGACUCAUCAAACACAUCUCUGCGAGACAAUGAGAUUAGAAGUAUGUUCAGAAAGCUACACAACUCAUUUACUGAUGUGAUGUGCAACCCAUUCUACAAUCCUGGAGACACCAUUCAGUCUAAGGCCUUUGACAGCAUUGUGUCUGCAAUGAUGGUGCAAGCUAGCUGAUAUUGUCCUCCCGAACAUCUGUACAUAAUUUCCGGGAAACCCUUUACAUGUUGCCUCGUGUAUAACAGUGAAAUAAACUGUCCAUCAGAACCUCCAUUUCAAAUAAGCA
This is a messenger RNA of Oncorhynchus mykiss (rainbow trout), 712 nucleotides long. Lineage: Eukaryota; Metazoa; Chordata; Actinopteri; Salmoniformes; Salmonidae. The record is from RefSeq and is a predicted model, not a curated record.